Messenger RNA from Parnassius apollo (apollo), 459 nucleotides. The record is from the annotation of a GenBank genome assembly. Lineage: Eukaryota; Metazoa; Arthropoda; Insecta; Lepidoptera; Papilionidae.
AUGAAAUCGAAGAAAUGGACCAAUAGACUCUUCCAACAUAUGCUGGAUAUGGCAGUAAUAAACAGCUGGAUUCUAUACAAAAAAGUGUCAUUGAAAAUGGAAACGAAUCCCAAAAACAUAUUGAAACUUGCUGAUUUUUGGACCGAGCUAGCUGAAACUUUGUGCAAGUAUGGAACCGUAUUUGAAAAUAAAAGAGGCAGAUCCAGCUUGAAUAGAUAUGAAAAUCCACCAAAAAAAGAGCAAAACUUAGUGCACAGACAUUACCGCCACAUGACGUUCGCACCGAUGGAGUUGGACACGACAAGAGCUACAGCACUAAAAGAAAUUAGUGCGAAUAUGCAAAUUGUAAAAAAAAUUACUUUUGUCUUGUGCACCAAAUGCAAAAUAUCUCUUUGUGAUAAUAGAAAAAAUAACUUUUUCAAGUUUUUCAUGCUACAUAAAAGAAAAUAUCACAAAUAA